This is a messenger RNA of Pipistrellus kuhlii (Kuhl's pipistrelle), 1360 nucleotides long. RefSeq names its product WW domain binding protein 2 (gene WBP2). The record is from RefSeq and is a predicted model, not a curated record. Gene Ontology annotation, cellular component: nucleus. Lineage: Eukaryota; Metazoa; Chordata; Mammalia; Chiroptera; Vespertilionidae. Bases 166 to 951 code for a protein of 261 amino acids. Gene Ontology annotation, biological process: positive regulation of DNA-templated transcription. The transcript has 8 exons. Gene Ontology annotation, molecular function: chromatin DNA binding; transcription coactivator activity.
AGUGUAAACUCUUGACCACGUGACACCCGGGAUCAGGUGGUUGGGCCAGCCUCCGUCUAAGAGCUGUGAUUGGCUGGCUCUAUUACUAACGACGCCACGAGGGGCGGGCCCAGAGGAGCGCAGGCGCACUGCGUUGCUAGUCUUGGGGCCUCUCUCCGGGACACUAUGGCGCUCAACAAGAACCACUCGGAGGGCGGCGGAGUGAUCGUCAACAACACCGAGAGCAUCCUCAUGUCCUACGAGCAUGUGGAGCUCACGUUCAGCGACAUGAAGAACGUGCCGGAGGCCUUCAAAGGGACCAAGAAAGGCACCGUCUACCUGACCCCGUACCGGGUCAUCUUUCUGUCCAAGGGGAAGGAUGCCAUGCGGUCCUUCAUGAUGCCCUUCUACCUGACGAAGGACUGCGAGAUCAAGCAGCCCGUGUUCGGGGCGAACUACAUCAAGGGGACGGUGCAGGCUGAGGCAGGAGGCGGCUGGGAAGGCUCUGCCUCGUACAAGCUGACCUUCAUGGCAGGGGGCGCCAUCGAGUUCGGACAGCGCAUGCUGCAGGUGGCCUCGCAAGCCUCCCGAGGCGAAGCCCCGCCCGGAGCCUAUGGCUACUCCUACCUGCCCAGCGGGCCCUACGUCUUCCCCCCGCCCGUCGCCAACGGAAUGUACCCCUGCCCUCCCGGCUACCCCUACCCGGCGCCCCCGCCCGAGUUCUAUCCAGGACCUCCCAUGAUGGACGGGGCCAUGGGGUACGUGCAGCCCCCGCCGCCGCCCUACCCGGGGCCCAUGGAGCCGCCGGUCAGCGGCCCUGCAGUCCCCUCCACUCCCGCAGCCGAAGCCAAGGCUGCAGAGGCAGCCGCCAGCGCCUACUACAACCCGGACAACCCGCACACCGUCUACAUGCCCACGAACCAGCCUCCGCCCCCUCCCUACUACCCCCCGGAGGAUAAGAAGACCCAGUAGACCCCGCCUCCCGCCUCUGGUCACCCAUCCUCGUCCCCCCGGGGCCGGAGGGUGACGGGGGCCUGUUCCUCUCCAGCUCUGACUAUAAACACUUGCCAGGAACCGGCGUCCAGGGAAGGAGGGCCCCUUGGCUGGGAGCUGCCCCCCAGCUCCCCCGACCGGAGCCCCCCUGCCGGGCGCACCCCUCGCACAGCGGGCUCUCCUGGGCGCGGGCCCCCAGCUCCUGUCCUGCUCUAGUAGCUUCUCCCCUCGAGGGCUCUCCCCUCCUCUGCGCUGUCCGGCUCCCUCUGGCGGCCACGUUGGCCCAGCCUCCCGUCCGCCCAGGGCCCAGCCUCCCACAUUCCCGGCCCCCGGCCUGGUGUCCGCUCACAUUCCGACCCCAGCGCCUCCGCCUCCGUCACCCCAUCUC